CACGUGGACACGUCACAUGACGCACAGUCCCGCCCACAGGUUAUUUCCUGCAUAUUUCUUUGGAAUGAUGCUAACUGUGGCUAACUCUUACUGCGGUUUAUCUGUUGGUUAAAACGGUUUUGAACGUCAAAUUUUCGUUUUUCUUCCUUGGCCUGUUUUUCAUGUUUACGUGUUUGGAGGCGCCCCCUGUCGUUCAUUUACAGCGGACCACAACAGCAAGCUAAUGUUGGCUAACAUUUGUAGCUGUCAAAAAGGUUUAACGUUGCUGUGACGGAGGUGAACGGACACAGCUUCCAUCAUCUACAGUCAUUUCUGUUCCUGAUUAGAGAUGUAUACACCUUCUCGAAAAGAAUACAUCUCCGUGACAGUCAGAGACCCUCACAGUCACUGCUACAACAACGGCAAACACCGCCGGCAGUCUUGCUGGAGGAAGUGGAAGCAGCUGUCUCGACUCCAGCGAAGCCUCAUCCUCUUCCUUCUCGCUCCGUUGCUCAUUAUCGGAGCUCUUUUGUUUCCCAGCAUCACAGAGCAGUGGGCAGGCCUGUCUGACAGUGAACACUGGCUGCAGCACAGAGAUCUGCCUCCAGGGGUCAAUCCUGUACUGGGUCCAGCUGCUGCUGAAGGUCCUGCUCCUGUGGCAGGUCCACGUGUGGGACCGGUGAAUACUCCGGAUGAUUUUGCAGAACCCAGAGGACCAAAUGUGCCAAUGUUGGCUCGACCUCCAAUUAAGAAACGACCUGUUGAGAGUAGCAGAGGUCCAGCGGGUCUGCACAGAGACGGCAACAUGUCUGACACAGGUGCCAAGGGUGGAGGAGACGGAGGACAGGGCGAGGGCACAGAGAAGAAGGUUGUCAGCAGCUGGAGAGGAGCCAUGAUUGAGGCCGAGCAGGUCACAGAGGUUCCACCCUCUGCUGAUGGUAAAGAAGCCGCAGCGCCCCCUUCUGACUUAUUGGAAGUGGACAGACUGGAGGUGGUACGAGACGCCUUCAGACACGCAUGGAAGGGUUACAAGAGCUACGCCUGGGGCCACGAUGAGCUCAAGCCAAUAUCAAAGACCUUCGGAGAGUGGUUUGGACUGGGUCUGACCCUCAUCGACUCCCUGGACACCAUGUGGAUCAUGGGACUCAAAGAAGAGUUUGAGGAGGCCAAGCAGUGGGUAGAGAAGGAGCUGUCCUUCGACAGGAACGUGGAUGUGAAUCUGUUUGAGACCACCAUCAGAAUCCUGGGCAGUCUGCUGAGCACGUUUCAUCUGACGGGACAGCAAAUCUUUCUGGAAAAGGCUAAAGACUUGGGCUCCAGACUGAUGCCGGCCUUCAAGACCCCCUCAAAGAUCCCCUAUUCUGAUGUCAACAUUGGAAAAGGAACAGCUCACCCUCCUCGCUGGACCACAGACAGUACGUUAGCUGAGGUGACCAGCAUCCAGCUGGAGUUCAGGGAGCUGAGCCGCCUCACCCAGGACCCUCAGUACCAGGAGGUCGUGAACGAGGUGACCAAACUGGUCCAUAAGCUGCCAGGGAAACACGACGGCCUGGUACCGAUGUUCAUCAACACCAACAGUGGUCAGUUCAGCCACAGAGGGGUUUUCACACUGGGGGCCAGAGCAGACAGUUACUAUGAGUAUCUGCUGAAACAGUGGCUGCAGGGAGGAAAAACUGAAGACCACCUGUUGGAGGACUACCUCCAGGCUGUGGAUGGAGUGAAGAAACACCUGAUCAGACAGACGGGUCCCAGUAAACUGACUUUUGUUGGAGAGCUGUCUCACAACCGCUUCAACCCCAAGAUGGAUCACUUGGUCUGUUUUCUACCUGGAACCCUAGCUCUGGGAUUCCACAACGGUCUCCCUGGAGACCACAUGGACCUGGCGGUGCAGCUGAUGGAGACGUGUCAUCAGAUGUACAAACAGAUGGAGACUGGGCUGAGCCCAGAGAUCGCACACUUCAACCUGCAGGCCAGUGACACAAGUGAUGUUUAUGUCAAGAGUGCAGACAGACACAAUCUGCUGCGUCCAGAGACGGUGGAGAGUCUCUUCUACAUGUACAGAUUCACCAAGGACAGGAAGUACAGAGAGUGGGGCUGGGAAAUAUUGCAGAGCUUCAACAAGUACACAAAGGUCUCCAGUGGAGGUUACACCUCUAUCAACAACGUUCGCGACCCCGUCAACCCUGGUCCUCGGGACAAGAUGGAGAGUUUCUUCUUAGGCGAGACAUUGAAGUACCUGUUCCUUCUGUUCUCUGACGACAUGGAGCUGCUCAGCUUGGACAAGUACAUCUUCAACACCGAGGCCCACCCUCUGCCUAUCUGGCCCCCUCCUCCAAAAUGACCUCACUAACUGCUGCUGUGGACAUGAAGGAUUCUCCUGGUCAGAUCUUUUGUCAGAGCUGGUCUCUACCAUAGGAAGGAUUUUUGGUUUGGUUCUCUUUGGAACCACAUGGGACCUCAUGGUCGUGGUUCAAUAUCUGGGUGACUGGCAGGGUUUUGUAAAAUAUGUGAAUCCUGGUGCCUUCAGGGAGUUUUUUUUUUUUUCUUAAGCUACAAAAAAAAAAAAUCUGGAGGAGCACAAGUAGAAUUCUGUCAAAAUCACUCAACCUCCAUUCCAAGAAGUUGUAAAUAUAUUUGAAAAGUACAUAACUUUGUGUGGUACUGCUCGGAGUCAUGACCUGUUUGCACUUGUGUCCCGGCUCUGGUCUGUCAGUUCAGGGAUCACUUUUACUCCUGGCUCCAAGACCAGAGUUACAGUUAGACUGCAGAGGGCAGCGAUGCAACGUUCCACCCGCAGUUCUAGGUCAUGAAGAACCAACAUUGCACUUUUGCACAUGCCUCAUUAAAUGAAGUAAAGAAAAGAAACGUGGUCAAAUGUCAUGCACUUCAUCCUGAGUUAAAUGCCUGUCUAUGAAGAACUAGUUACGUUUGGGUAAGUGUGGGGGUUAAAGCUGACCUUUGUUACCUUUUGAUUUGUUCAGGUCAAAGUUAACAAUUCAAGUCUUUCAGCAGAACAUGCAGAACGCCAGACUUUGGUAGAGUUUUUCUACAAGUGUAUGGAUAGAAACAAAACUUAACUACCACGUUAGAACCUUGAAGCUGCUCUGGAACAUGGAACAAAAAUGGAAAUUCGAUGACGGACUUCUUGAUGGACUUCUUGUUCUCCAGGCCUCAGUUCAUGUCCUGCUGCUGUUAAGAACUGUCUGAGUCGCUUUAGUCCGUUACUACUGAAAAAACAUCAACCCUCUUCAUUGAACUGCUGCUGCAUCAUGGUGUGGCGUGUACUUGGGAGUAUUUUUGUAGAUAUGAC
Messenger RNA from Cynoglossus semilaevis (tongue sole), 3289 nucleotides. It is a transcript of the gene man1b1a, whose product is annotated as mannosidase, alpha, class 1B, member 1a. Lineage: Eukaryota; Metazoa; Chordata; Actinopteri; Pleuronectiformes; Cynoglossidae. The record is from RefSeq and is a predicted model, not a curated record. The transcript is spliced from 14 exons. Gene Ontology annotation, cellular component: membrane; endoplasmic reticulum. Gene Ontology annotation, molecular function: calcium ion binding; mannosyl-oligosaccharide 1,2-alpha-mannosidase activity. Gene Ontology annotation, biological process: carbohydrate metabolic process; mannose trimming involved in glycoprotein ERAD pathway. The coding region runs from base 329 to 2320 and encodes 663 amino acids.